Messenger RNA from Phascolarctos cinereus (koala), 1260 nucleotides. RefSeq names its product galectin 3 (gene LGALS3). NCBI's taxonomy places the organism in Eukaryota, Metazoa, Chordata, Mammalia, Diprotodontia, Phascolarctidae. The record is from RefSeq and is a predicted model, not a curated record. Gene Ontology annotation, biological process: macrophage chemotaxis; monocyte chemotaxis; negative regulation of endocytosis. Gene Ontology annotation, molecular function: laminin binding; IgE binding; disaccharide binding. Gene Ontology annotation, cellular component: immunological synapse; nucleus; cytoplasm.
CCCUCCCUAGAGAACCGAAGCUGGGAUUGCUCUGGAUUUGUAACUUACUGAGCUACAAAAUCCUCAGUGCCCAGAGGCCCCGUCCACACCCAGGACCGCCCCCGCCCACUCCUGCUUCCUAGGUUGGCAGGGCGGAGUUUGGAUGGUGGGGCUGGGUUCUAUUUGUGCUGCGUAGCUGAUGCUGGUCUAGUUCUAGCAAGUGACCGCUUCAGCCACUCCAGGACCGGGACAAAAGCCACCAAACCAGGAAAAUGGCUGACGGAUUUUCUCUUAAUGAUGCCUUAUCUGCAUCUGAAAAUCCAAACCCACAAGGUUGGCCACAAGGUUGGGGAAACCAGCCCCCUGGUACUGCAGCAUACCCAGGAUAUCCUGGAACCUACCCUGGUCCAGGAGCGCCUGGGGCCUACCCUGGUCCAGGAGCGCCUGGAACCUACCCUGGUCCAGGAGCGCCUGGGGCCUACCCUGGUCCAGGAGCGCCUGGGGCCUACCCUGGUCCAGGAGGGCCUGGCCCCUACCCUGGUCCAGGAGGGCCUGGGCCCUACCCUGGUCCAGGAGGGCCUGGGCCUUACCCUGGUCCAGGAGGGCCUGGGCCCUACCCUGGUCCAGGACAUCCUAGUGCUCCUGGAGCUUAUCCAUCUUCAGGGCCCAUGGUUACCCCUAGUGGACCAACACCUCCUAUGGGAGGCCCACUGAUGGUGCCUUAUGAUCUUCCCUUGCCAGGAGGAAUUAUGCCUCGCAUGCUAAUAACCAUUAUGGGCACAACGAAACCUAAUGCAAACAAACUUGCUUUGGAUUUCAAGAAAGGGAAUGAUGUGGCCUUCCACUUCAAUCCUCGCUUCAAUGAGGGCAACAGACGAGUAAUAGUUUGUAAUUCAAAAUUCGACAAUAACUGGGGAAAGGAGGAAAGACAUGCUAUGUUCCCAUUUGAAGCUGGCAAACCAUUCAAAAUUCAAGUGCUCGUUGAGAUUGAUCAUUUCAAGGUUGCUGUCAAUGAUGCCCACUUAUUGCAGUAUAAUCAUCGAAUGAAAAAUUUCCGUGAGAUCAAUAAGCUGAGCAUUUCUGGUGAUAUUAACCUUACCAGUACCUCACAUACUAUGAUAUAAAUUUAAAGGAUCAGAAAUAUUUUUAAAGGAAUUUUCCUGUAAAACAUAUACUUAAGUGCUUCCUGAUUGUUAUGGGAGAGAUUUUAAAGGUACAAAUACUCCAUUACUUUCUUUGUCAUAGCCACACAAAAUUUAAUAAAUGUUCUUUCACUAAGUA